Molecule: messenger RNA, 1811 nt
Organism: Pimephales promelas (fathead minnow)
Lineage: Eukaryota; Metazoa; Chordata; Actinopteri; Cypriniformes; Leuciscidae
Gene: hhla2a.1
Product: HERV-H LTR-associating 2a, tandem duplicate 1
Biological process (GO): cell surface receptor signaling pathway; immune response; negative regulation of T cell proliferation
Cellular component (GO): external side of plasma membrane
Source: RefSeq, a predicted model, not a curated record
UUAAGGUCAUUCGCAGGGCGACAGGGUACGUGGUAAAAUGUUUCAGCUGCCAUUUAGUGACUCAACUCAUGAUCUAUGAAAGAGGCGUGGAAACCUGUCCUCCUACUCUCUCUCGCUCUCUCUCUCUCUCUGUCAUUCAGCAAGCUCACACAACAGAGUCAAUAUUCAGAAAUCACCUGAGGAACUUUCUCUACUUGCAUCUUGAUUUUUAUUCACAAAGGCUUCAUUCAGGCGGACCCAAGGGAUACUUCUCUCUUUAUUUGCCUGUCUGUGCUGUGGAAACAGUAAAGAGGAACAGGGUUUGAUUUCGUUCCUGAGAGACUCUUUUGAAGAGUCAUCUUCUCAGCUAUUCAGUUUGUGUCUGCUCGACUCUUUUAGUCCCACACUACUUUUUUGUUGUGAGGGAGAAUGUCAAGGACUCUCUAUGGCGCUUAUGUUGUUUUAUGGAUUUUUUCUGUAGUGGAGUGUAAGGUUCCAGUGGUUCGUGUGACCUGCAUCUUCUCUGAGGACUGUAUUCUUCCCUGCUCUUUCACAGCCAAUAAUAGUGAUGUGAAUAUUAAGUGGUACCAGCAGGAUGCGCUCAUUCUCAGUUUACAGCCCCGGCACAGUACUGAUGACAAAGCGUGGCUCGUCAGCGACGACGUCUCCAAGGGCGAUGCAUCGCUGCUUGUGAAACGAGUAAAUACACGGAGUAAAGGACGAUACAAAUGUGUGGUCAACGAUGUGACUCGGGCAGAUGUUUCUGCAACAGUGGAAGCUCCCAUCAGUACGAUCUUCAUUAACACCGAUCCCUCUGGGCUGAUUGGCUGCUCUACUAAAGAAGUUUACCCAGCUCCGACGGUGCAGUGGAGCACAAAGCCCAGUUCACCGCCUGCGGUCCUGCAGCACAUCACCCGCAUGGCUCCCGGAGAAAAGGGCCUCUUUAACGUGGAGAGCGUCCUAAAACGGCAGAAUAACAGCCUUGAUCAUAUUUAUGUGUGUAACAUCACCUCCAAAUCCGGCUCGCAGACAUGGACAGCUUCAUUAAAGCUGCAAGAAAUGAACAGCGCUGAAGGGCAAGACCUGAUUAUUCCAUGUAGAGCUCCCAAGGACCUUCAGUCCUUCUCUCUCGUCUGGACUUUUACGACGGUAAACAAAACCACAGAUGUCCUCGAGUAUGACAGCAGGACCCAUAAAUCCAGCCGCUCCUGGGAUCAUGUAGAACUAAAGGAGGAAAAUGCAUUGAAAGGGGACGUUUCACUAAACCUGCAGAAACCUGUUGACUCAGAGCACUCUGGAAUCUACACAUGUGCCCUCUCCGGAGCAAAGACGCGUCAUGUGAUCCAGACUCGUGUUGUUUUUACAUCCUCCAGGCAGGGCAAAGAUUUUCUUAAAUAUAAUAUGUGGAUGCUGGGCAUCGUCGCAGGAUUAAUCGCACUUCUCGCAAUCACUUUGGUUAUAAAAAAAUACAGAGCAAAAUUGAAAAGAAAUCAAGAAAACGCUGGAGAGGAUGCGGAAAUGCAAAGCAUGAACUCAGCCAAAACAUUGGAAGAGCCAGAAGCAGGAAGUAAACUUCUGACAGAGCCUUCGGGUUCGCACAGUUAAAACAGAAGAUUAGAAUAGAGAAGUUGGAAGACCAACUGAUGGGACUUUAUUUGGAUUUGUGUGAAGAAAAUGUCAUUCAGGAAAUAUUCAGAUGAAACUAAACAUUUCUUGUAUAUUGUGGUUUUGAAUGAUGCUUUGAUUAAAUAUAUUUUUUUAAAGAUUAUAUUAAAAAAAGAAAAUAUUAAAAAUAAAUACAUUAUUUAUGCGAAAUUUCCCGUAAAUCUCAC